Lingula anatina is the source of this 439-nucleotide messenger RNA. RefSeq names its product dehydrogenase/reductase SDR family member 11-like. NCBI's taxonomy places the organism in Eukaryota, Metazoa, Brachiopoda, Lingulata, Lingulida, Lingulidae. The record is from RefSeq and is a predicted model, not a curated record.
AGAAAUGGAUCGCUGGGCAGGACGUGUUGCGUUGGUAACAGGAGCAUCGAAAGGGAUAGGAGAAGCCAUUGCUCGUGCUCUGGUUAAGAAUGGUAUGGUGGUGGUUGGAUGUGCCAGACACGUGGAAGAUAUGCAAAAAGCAGCCGCGGGACUUGAGGGCGAAAAGGGUCGUUUGAUUCCAAUGAAGUGCGACCUUACCAAAACGGAAGAGAUCGAGUCCAUGUUUCAAAAAAUCAAGGAACAGUUGGGCGGUGUCGAUGUUUGUGUUAACAACGCUGGUGUCGCCUUCUACCAGGAUUGCAAGACAGGGCCUUUAUCUGAUACCAAGACAAUGUUUGAUUUGAAUGUAUUCGCUGCCAUCACCGUUUCCCAGCUGACCAUUCAGUCCAUACAAGAAAGGAACAUGGAUGACGGGCACAUUAUCAACAUUGUCAGGUAA